GCUAAGAGUUUGUUUAGGAUACCAGGAUUUUGACAGUGAAAACUGUAUAAUCGUUCUCCUCGAGGUUAUUUUCUCUCUUUCCACAAGGUAUCUGAUGUCUGUGGGACGUGUAAAGUACGUCUGCGACCAAGAUAAGUCUGUUUUGGUGAACAAUUUUGAGAAACGCGGGUGGGUUCCUUGUGCUGAAGAUGAAGACUGGAAUUUUUAUUGGUAAUUCGCCCUUAAUCAUUUUUAGUAAGCUCUGUGUGAUUUAAAUGAAAAAAUGUAAGUUAAUUUUACAUUUAACUGGCACAUUCAAUCCUGUGUUCCUUCUUUUGUAGGGCUAGUGUGCAAACUGUAAGAGCUAUUUUUAAUGUGGAGACUGGAUACAGACUUGGAGAUGAGCAGUAAGGCAUUAGUAAUAGCUCAUUUUACUCGUUUUAGAGUACAUGUUUUUUCUCAUUAUUUUGAAUCUCACAGAAAAGCAAUGUUGCUGAAUAUAAUAACCCUUAUUAUCAUUCGAAGCAAAUUUUUCUUUCUUUUCAUUAGUCAAGAGCCCACUACGUGACCUGCAAAUAACUGCCUACAAAUAAUGGUCUGCUCAUGCGCAAUGCCGUCCAACUGUGUUUGGCUGCAAAUAAUAUUCUGCUCAUGCGUAAAGGAAACUGUGCUUUUCGCCUUCUUGCGAUCGCUCUUGCGUGAAAAUGGCAGAUCGCUUCGCUUCCCAAGGAUAUUCAUUAAAAAAACAAACUCGGUAAUCGAAUGAUAAAACAAUUAGUGAACUCGGUUAUUGCAAAAUAUUGUGAUUUGUCAUUGUCUCGCAGAUCAAUUAUUUGUCUCAGCCUUCCGCUUUGGCAAAUAAUUGAUCUGCUCGCCACAGAGAAAUCACGAUAUUUUGCUCAACCUCGUGUAAUAAUUAUUAAAUAUUUAGAAUGAUUUUCAUAACAAUCAAAACUGUUAUGAUGAUACACCUGCAGACAUUUUGAGGUCUGGGGGAGAAGGGAAAGGGGGGGUGGGGAGACCCUUGGCUACCCUGAUGCAUACCUUCUUCUUAUCCACUAAAUAAGAUCUUUCCCUGAAAGGUGUGUUUUCAAAGUUAUUAUAAGACAGUUGAAUCCCGAUAACUUGAACCAUGAAAGGGAAGUUGAAAAAGGUUCAAGGUCUUCGAGUUAUUGCUAAUUCAAAGCAAAUAACUGGAAAUAAAGAAAUAAUUUUUUCGGGCUUCAGUACACCAUUUUUUUCGGACUUGUCAUGCACUUGAAACAUAACUCAAGUUACCAAGGGUAAAAUUGUAUAGAAAUGAUCAGAGGGGAAACAAAAAUUACUUUGGGUUAGCAGGAGGUUUGAGUUAUUGGGGGUUCGAGUUACCCAAGGUAAAAUUACAGUGAAUGUAAAUCCUGGGAAAAAUGACUUUGGUUUGAGUUACUGUGAGGUUCGAGUUAGCGAGGGUUCAAUUUAUCAGGUGUCAACUGUACAGGCAGCCCAAACUCACAAUAACAUAUCGGUAUUGUAAUGUACAAAUAAUGUUUUACUCCUUGACAUUCGAUGGCUGUAAAAUGAUUCAGUGACCCACAAAUGUUCUUCAGGUAACUAGGCUACAACACUACCAUCUGUGCUACUGAUGGGAGCAACAUGACUGUGGACUAAAACUCUUGCUUCUUGCCGAACUAUCUGGUAUUGACCCAUGUGCAGUAGAAAAAAUAAAAUAUUAACUAUAUAAAAAAGUAAUUGUUGUCACACCAUCAAAACAAUGUGACCACUGAAUUUCGGUGGGUCUUUUAGAUUUGAGACUAUGACUUCUGUGCAAGUAAUCCACUCCCAUAGUCUUUUAGUACCUGAUAGGUGACACUAAGACUGUCAGACACAAAAUUAAGACCACACAGUCAGGUACCCCAAUACAGUCAAACCCCACUUUACAGACAGCCACUUAAUAUGGACACCUCAUUAUUAUGGACAGUUUGCUUUGUCCCUAGGGAAAGAAAGCCCUUGAGUUUUCUCUAAAUUCAACCCACUGAAUGCGGUCAUCCAUUAAUAUGGACACUUUCUAUGGCCCCCUCGGUGUCUGUAUUAAUUUGGUUUGACUGUAUGUUUUCCUACUCCGUUUUCUCACUUUACAAUCCCCAGAUGAGCAUAACCCAGUACACUAUAACUGCAAUCCCUGGAUGAGUAUAAUCUAGUACACCACAACUGCUGUACAGUUCAACUUGGCUAGAGAUAGUGACUUCUGUUCUUCUUCUGUUAUAAUUUAUAGAGUAAUCAAUCAUUUUCCUAACCACUAUGAGCUGACAAGAAAGGAUUUGAUGAUGAAAAAUAUCAAGAGAUAUCGCAAGGAAUUAGAUAAGGAGGGAAAUCCUCUGGCAGAGAAAGAUGAACUUGGUAGAUACAUUCAUCUAGGUAAAUAUUAUGUUUUUCUAAUUUUAUUUUAUUUCCAUUUUCCUACUAUGGUUUUCUUCCCCAUUUUUUACCAGGACUCUCAGACCAGGGAUUUUGCCUGUCCACCAUUGUACAUGUAGCUACUUUUAUAAGAAACAAACAAAAAAAUGAGCCAAAAGAACUUUCCAAAUGUUUAAUUAAUCCCUACCUGUUUAUAGCAAGAUUAAUGAAGGGUACACAGAAAUCACUGAUAAUGUCUGAAAAUACCGCUAAAUGUAGCACUGAAGGCCUUUGUAAUGUUAUAAUAUGUCAUGCAUUCAGUUCAGGACUACAAUGUAUUCAGACAGGACUUUGCUUAGACUAAAGUCUUGAGAUUCAGAACUUGCUUUUUGUGCCAUUUAUUUGAACAGAAUCUUCACAGCCUGGUUGUAUUUUGAGUGUUCUGUAGAUCUUUUUAGUUCCCUUUCAUUGUUUGAAGAUAUCAUACAUAAUGUAAUGUUAUAUAUUUCCCUUAUUUUUGUAGAUUUUAUUCCUGUCACAUUCAUCCUGCCAGCAGACUAUAAUUUAUUUGUUGAGGAAUUUAGAAAAAAUCCAGCCAGUACAUGGAUAAUGAAACCAACCAAUAAAUGUAAGUUUUUCUGCAUGUUAAGAGUGUUUUCAUUUUUGCAGAGAUGAAAAAUUGCAUGGUGAUUCAGUCAGAUUCCAUUGUGCUCAUUAUCAGAUCAAAUUUUCAGAGAGUUAUUUUUAAUCAAUAUUUGCUACCAGUCUGCACGUAUGAUUUGAACUGAUUUCCACACUUAAUGUUUUCUUAAUCAAGUCAUGGAUAAGUCAUAUAACUUUUUUGAGUCUCAGUAAAAUGUGAAUUUCUUAAUAAAAAUUAAUGUAAGCUUUUGUCAUGGCAAAUCACACUUAUUGAAAUGUUACUGUGUUUUCAAUAGACAUUAAAACAUAACUAAGGAGCUAGAAAUCACAAACACUGCAACCAAAUUGGUUGAAACUUCCUUUUCAUUCCUAGCUCAAGGCAAAGGAAUUUUUCUGAUCAAUAGACUGUCACAGCUGAAGAAAUGGUCUAAAGACAGCAGAGGAACACCGUAAGAUUUAACAAUUUAAUAGACUUUCAUCUAAAAAGCUUUAGGCUAUGUUCACCCAGUCUAUACUGGAUAUCUUUUCGUGCUGCCAUGAAAAGCUGUCUGGUAGACCAUGAACACCUAUGUGAUAUGUGACUCUCUGCUUUAGAGAUUGGCGUGACACAGCUUUGCUCUGUCACAGAAAUCAUGCCAAAACAGUUCCAGUUUUGUGUGUCAACAGAAGCCCUAUGUGGUAUGGUUUUUAUGGCAGGGCAAAUAAAAAGCUGUCUGAUAUAGUGUGAACAAAGCCUUAAUUUUCAGUUAUAAGACAAUCAAAGAAUAAACAUAAAGAACUGAUGAACUUUGAGUACUUUAGUUGAACUUUAUACUGCUUGCAUGCACUUAAAAUAAUAUCUUGGCCUUAAAUUUAUGGUUAACCAGGGGGUGGUUAACUGGUUAGUGUAGUGCAGUCUGCACUUGGAUGUUCUUGAUGAGCAAGGCUUAGGGCAGGAGUGUUUUUUUGCCUGACGAGUCUUUAUGAGUGGGUGGUCUUUUAUUAAUGGAGUGCGAUGGAGGAGGGGGGACUUGGUGUGGUCGAAUUUAAGUGACUUGGGAAUGAAGUUAGCCGAGGUUAUGAUGUUGAGAGCUUUUAGCUUAUUGGUUGUCAUGUUUCUUUCUGGGUCACCUUGGAUGGAGUUUUCAGCUGGCUAAUUGUGGGUUGCUGUGGGUCAUUUUAGUGGAUCUGAGUUUUUAAAUGUCAAUUUAUGGUAAGCUUUUCCUUAGUAAAAUAUUGUCUCUCACAAAUAUUAAGAUGACUGGAAAAAAUCCCAAACCUAAAGACCACAACAGACUGAGAAUCUUGUUUUGGGAACUUAAAAUUCAAAUAUUACAGGAAAAGCUUUGCUUGCUUGCUAAAAGUGCACUAAAAUACCAAGCCUCAGUCUGAUAAUAUCAAAAAUGAAGCAAUAGUCUACAUGCUAGCGUGGUGUAUUCUCAGUAGUCUUAUGACUCUCUUACAAUAUAUUGCUCAAUUCUGAAAUAGGACGACUCCUAUACAAUUUACAACUGCUUGCUCCCAGCCCAGACCUCUCCAUUAUUAGAGUCUAAAUUCAUAUUAAUGAGAUCAACAUUCACUAUAACUACAGGAGAUGUGUACCUUUCAAUGUUUUAAUGUAUGUUAUGAUGUGAUUUAAUAUAGCCUUGUUCAUCCCAGUACAAAGGAUGCCUAUGUUAUAUCAAGAUACAUUGAUAAUCCUCUGCUCAUUGGUGGCAAAAAGUUUGACCUGCGUAUUUAUGUCUUGGUGACAUCCUAUAGGCCUCUUAAGUGCUACUUGUAAGUAACACAGUUUGGUUUGUUUGAAUCACAGCACUUACCACUCAUCUCUGUGAUAAUGUUGACAUCUGCUUUAAAUGGUUUCUGUUUAAUAAUGAUUUUUAUAUAUGUGUCUAAGUUUAAGUUUGGUGGCAUGGAAACAGUAUGGAAAAAAUUUAAUGUUUGCUGAUUUUUAUGUAUAUUUUCCUGUUUUAAGUUAAUCUCUGGAAACUCUGGUGAAUGGUGAAAAUUGCCCUUUAGUCAUUAUGGAAUCACCAACUACUCACAGUAGAUAAUAAAAAUAAUUUAAGUAGGAUAAUACAUCUGUCCUAUUUAUUUCUUAUCACUUUGGUUAAGCAAGAACAAGCAUAUGAUCUAAAUUAAAGAAAAUGUGAGUAAAUUAAGGUGUAAUCCUCAAGUCUAAAAUUUUUUCAGUCCUGCUCUUCCUCCUUAAAUAUUUAAAAUUUUCCUGGUUGAGGCUAUAAACGGAAUAGGGGUGACUACCCUCCCCUACGUAAUCCUGUAUGCUGCUGUGUCACAUCAAAGAGAGGCCAAGAGAGUGAAUUGUUGCCUAUUAAUUUGCAUUCUAUGCAUCAGCAAUUUUCUCCUUACAUAAUUUUAAAAUUGCUGGGUCAAAAGCCAGGGAACUUUUCUGUGAUACUGUCCCUCGAGUUUUCCAGGAAAAUGAAUGACAGUCUAUUCUAGUGUGGCUAACAUUUAAUGCUGUUCAGUGUUGUAACUCUCCAUACCAGCUAGGUGACAGUUUCUCAAGAAAAGUGCAAAUUUGUAGGACACUAAUUAACAACAUACCUGGCUUGCCAAUAAUGCUGCAGACACCACUUUUAUAGCUUGUCUAAUACUUGCAUGGUUACAUCUUUCAGGUACAAACUUGGAUUUUGCAGGUUUUGCACAGUGCAGUAUAAUGCAAGUCUUAAUGAACUAGAUAACAUGUUUGUGCACCUCACAAAUGUGGCUAUUCAAAAGUAUGGGGUAAGAAAGGUUGCUGGUAAAUCUUGAGUCUUGAAAGAAAGAAGAUCAUAAUUUUGUUGCUUCUUCACUUUUCUUUUCUUCUUCUUUUUUUGUAGGAGGAGUAUAAUCCUAUUCAUGGUGGAAAGUGGACUGUUAAAAACUUACAGUUUUAUCUUGAAGGAACCAGGGGAAAAGAGGCAAGUAAUGUUUGAGAUUUAUUUACAUUACCAGGUACGUGAAGGAUGAAAGAAAAUAAUUAAAACGUGUUAGUAUUCCUCUACAUAAAGCCUGUGCAACAGACAAAACUAGACCUCUGGUUAUGUCCAUUUGACUGCGUGCAGUGCCAAAAUCCUCGUUCUGAGCCUCCAGCUGUGUACCCAAAUUUGAGUACCUGCCAUGGUUGGCUUGCUAAAAAUGCCAUUACCGAUUUGCCAGUCAGGUUAAAGGGAGAUUUGAUACACACUCCCCGGUAAUUCAUUGAGUCCAUUGAACAAGGAUCACAGCGCUGCUUUGCAUACAUCACUAGCGGGUGUUACCAAUACCAGCUACCCUACAUAUGGAGUUUAUUAUUUACUGUGUAGGAUUGUGAAUGUUACACCUGGCUCCAGGUAUUCAAAAGGUGGAUAACACUAUCUACUGGAUAAGCUUCUAUCCAGUGGAUAGCGCAAUUGGUUUCCCUACUACUUAUCCACUGGAUAGUGAUUUAUCUGGUGGAUAGUGCUAUCCAACGUUUGAACAACUAGGGCCAGGCUACAGGUGUAUGUACACUACUAUAAUAUCGUGCCACUGGAUUAUUUGUCAAAAAUCACCCAUCUACAGCUGUAAGGCCAGGUACAGUUCUCACAUAGUUAGCAAAAAACUUUUAAGAUAAGAUAGACUUCGUUUGGGCACAACCUUAAACACAAUAGAAACAUACUUUCACUUUGGUGUGAGUUUGUCUCGUUUGUAUCACGUGAAGUCUUUGGGUCGGUUAUGUAAAUAAAGUCUAACUUAGGCCGCGGUUGAAGAAAUCAUUGGACCUUCAGAUCUCUUCUUUAGUGGGUUAAUUUAAGAAAAUAGGUGCUUUUUGAUUCUUAUUUAUUAUUAAAUUUUUCUCGAUAAAUGCUGUUUAGAUGAAAGGGUGUAGCAAACUGAAAAUGGUUUAGAACGCAGUUUUGUUAAACACAGGCUAAACUCCGUUUAAACAACUGGCCCAAAAUUUUACAAUAAACUGAUAACCGUAAUGAUCUAGUAUACACGCUCUGGGCAUCUAUUUCAUUUUAGGGGUCCAAGAGGGGUAGCCUGUGUACAGACGUCCCCCUCUCCUCAGGAAAAAUCGUCUCCUCUCCCGAUUUUUCCUGAGGGAGGGGGGACGUCUGAACACAGGCUACAAGAGGGGGCGCUUUAGAGAUAGGAGGCGUUUAAAACAGAGAGGCGUUUAUUCUCGUACAUAUAACUGUAAAAAGCACAACAUUCUUUCGGCAAAAAUAUCAGGAGAGUUAGAAAAUAGCAGGAUAUCUAGUUUAUCUAUUGAUACAUGUACGUCUAGGCCGCCUAGAGAUCCACAACGCUUCUUCAAAUCUCAAUGACAUUGAUGUCAGGAUCUUCGUUCAGGGUCAUUGUUUUCCAUCGUUAGUCUAUUCUUAUCUUGAACAAGAUGUGAUACCCAAACCCUUGUUAAUCAAGCAAGAAACUACAUAAAUGGAAGAAUUUUGGUCCAUUUUUCUAAUUCCUAGUGUAUUUUGAAGUAAUUUUCAUAGGGGGCGUCUAUUAGGCAUGGGGCGUUCAUUAGAGAGGGGCAUCUGAUACAACUUAACAUUGUAGAGGGAGCGUUUAUUAGAUAAGGGGUGUUUAUUUGAGAGCGGACGUCUACUAGAUCAUUUACAGUAGUAAGGUAAGGUGCAAGUUUCAUAUUAAACACGUAUUUAUAUAUAUUCUUUUUAGGUGACAGACAAGUUGUUUGAUGAUAUAAACUGGUGCAUUGUUCAUUCACUGAAGGCUGUGCAGGUUAAUGACUAGCAUAUUUGUCUUAAAUAAACAUUUUCACCUAGUGUGGUGGAGGUAGGAAAAUCCCAUGUGAAAGGUGCACAGUUGUUCUUUGGAAAUAAAAGGCCAAAAGAGGCUAAUGUGGGUGUGACUUAGAAGUUUUUGGCCUAUGAGUUACCACUUGGAGUGCUUACUAUCUGAAUGGAUUUUUUGGUGGAUUCAAUGGUUUUGGACAAUUGGAACUGCACUUUUUGCUCACCAAGAAAAAAGAAAGGGAUUGAGCCGUAUCAUUUGAUCGGAAGAUUCGGUUGCACUUGAAAGCAAAAGCAAAAGAAAAAUCAAGUACCGACGACAAAAACUGAAAUCUUUUUUAACUAGAAGGCUACAGUUGUGUUGUAAGAAUUCUGUUAACAUCAAUGACGACAAUAAACCAGCUCAGGGUCGCGUCAUAAACGGUUUGGAAAACUGUAUUAGUCUAACGAUUCAACUUUUAAAAUCCGCCAUCUUGGGCACCUCUGUCUAUCCGGAAUAGACCUUGUCACGGUUUUCGACGCCAUCUUGACGAGUAGGCAAACGUGUGAGAAAUUAUAGUGUUUGUAUGCGAAUCUAAUGUCGAAUAAUUUCCGUAAAACCGGUGUUCUGAAAAAAAUAUCAAUUGUAAACUAAAACUACAAAGCAAAGGAUUGUCCUAAAAAAAAUUGGGGGCGUAUCUGUGCUUAAAUUUCUCCAGAGGCCCGCUUUAGAUUUUCCAUAUAUUUGUCUGUAAUUUUCCCGGAACUUUCUUACAGAUAAAUGUAUAGAAAAUUUUAAAAAGUGGUUCUAGGUCUUCUAGUGCAUGUAACGCCCUCAAUUUUUUUCUGGAGAAUCCUUAGAAGUGAAGCUUUAGUUUACAAAUCAUAUCUUUUUCAGAACAGCCGUUCUACAGAAAUUAUUCGACAUUAGAUUCUCAUACAAUCACUGUAAUUUCUCACGCGUUUGCCUACUCGUCAAGAUGGUGUCGAAAACCGUGACAAGGUCUAUAGCCUGGUACUGCUAAUUGAGGAAAAAAGGUACAGAAAUUUCGGGAAUUCCGGUAGAAGCGAGAAAAAGGCAGUACCUCAGAUGGUUUGAACAUGUUUGGUAGUGGAUGAACCAUUCGGGUUGAAUUCUCCUCGGAAUUCAGGGGAGAAUUCAAACCGAACGGUUCAUCCACAACCAAAAAUAUUCAUACCAUUCCUUAACAUCCCAAGUGAGACCAAAAUCCCAGAUCCUCUUUUAGAAGUUCAAAACAGUAAUAUUGAAUGUUCGUUCUUUAGAAUGUCAUAGCAAAUGACAGACACUGCUUUGAAUGUUAUGGGUAAGUACUAUACUAUAUUUGGGAACAAGUUUCCCAUGUUUUCAAAUGCAUGAAUAAAGAUACACUAGACAUAGAAAAUUUGUCUACUGUCUGUAAUCAUGAUAAGUCAAGAAAUGAUAGUUUAUGUGCUUUAUAAUGUGGUCAGGAUUCACGUUUUUUUUUGGCAGAAAAAGUCCUGCGUGCCUUCUGUAUCAGUCCAUGCUUUCGAUGUUUUCAGUGCGAACACAAAAUUAAUAAACAGUCGCGUGGCACCUAUUCAUUGCAGAGCAAAUGACCAAGACGUGUGCAUAGCCAAAAGUUUGCGUAGAGAUUUGCAGCUUUUUGUUCUUCUUCUUCUUUUUUUUCCUUAAAUUUGCCGGUGACAAAAGAACCAAAGGAUGUUAUCUUUUAUAUAUCGCUUUUUGUUUGCAGAUAUGACAUCAUUAUUGACGACAAUCUCAAACCUUGGCUGAUUGAGGUGGGCAGCUGUCUGAUUGAGUGGAUAGUUAAUGUAACUUUAACAGUCCGGUCUAUUUUAUCCUUUUAUUCAGUGGCUUCCCUUUAUCCCUUCUCAGUUUCCUUCCUUGCAAUUUUAAAUCUACGUUUUGCGAAGUAUUUGAGACAACGCACAUAGCAGUAAAAAUAUUACUGCACGCAAAUUUGGCUGUAAAAUUCUUUAAGGAGAAAGUGGCCCGCCUUCGAAAGAGCGCUUUUGUUAAAAAUCACACCUCUGAUCGCUCCCCAAGACUGAACAAUGCCUCGCGCUAAAGAACUUGGCACUGUGAGUACAUGUCGCGAAAGACAACAGCAUGCUGGCCGAUUUUGUAAUAACGAACUAACCACAACUGACAGUGUGUCUAACGGUUGAUAGACCACGAGUAGUCCCCCAUUUUUCCUCAGGGAUAGUAGAGCGCGCGUGAAAAUCACCCCACGCGAGAAAAUGCGACACGCGGCGGGCAGAGAGAAAAAUGAGGGACUACAGAAAAAGCCCAAGCCCAUUUUUCUCUCUCCCCACCGCCUGUCGCCUUUUCUCGCGUGGGGUGAUUUUCAUGCGCGCUCACGUUUCGCUCGCUCGACUAUCCCUGAGGAAAACUGUGGGACUACUCGUAGUCUAAACGGUUGACGCUAGACACAUUAGUUUCUCUUAAUCAAAUCCACCAAUCAUCUGAGAAGAGUAUAAAAAACCUUGUUCUCCAAUUGACAUUGCUCACAUCACUUCAACUUUUUUCAAUACUUUCAACUCAGAUUCAAAGCGUUUUGUCAGUCCUUACGCAAGGCCCCUUCGACUGUGUACUGCUCCAUGUCCAUAUAUUUAACACGAAACGAUUACCCUUGUCAAAUUUGACAACUAAGUCCCAUGAGCACUGAAGCUUUCUGAAACGUGCAACAUCACUAUUGACCGACAUUGUACCACAUUCAAUACAACCAGUCAUGAAAGGACACAAGCUUUGAUUAGUCAUUACUCAUGAGUCAGUGUUAACUUACGUUUGGAUUGGUGUUUGUUGUCAGGUGAACGCAUCACCAUCGCUAACGUCAACCACAUCUGCCGACAGGAUUAUGAAAUACAAUCUCAUACAUGAUACCCUGAGCAUUGUUGUCCCCAAUGGAGAGAUACCAGAGUGAGUACAGUCGAAUCUCCACUAACAUACCCCCCCCCUUCCCGCAAACGGACACUUAGCUGCGGUCCCUGCAAGUUUACCACUUACAUUUUGUAAACACUGACAGAUGGAGACUUCUCCUGUCAGUUACGAACGUCGUUUCCAGGCCGGGUCUGCACGCUACGAAAACGUCGUCGGUUUCAUUCUAUAUUUGCACACCAGGGAGAUUCUAACAAGAAAAUGGUACCGUCUUGUAUUAGACCAACUGUUGUCCCCUUUCCUGGCAAUUAUAACAUGAAACGUCUUGAAUGAUUUGUUUUACUAAUACUAAGCUAGUCGCUCUGUGCAGUUUUUAUUCAGUACUUAAGUAAGUUAGUAGUGUCUGGUUAUAAAGUGAAGAAAGUAAUUGUUGCGGACAUUUAGUUACCAGGCUUAAGUAUCUGUCUUACAGAAUCUUACAAAUGCAAUGCUUAUGGCAGUUUUCACGCUAGAGAUAGAUUAUCCGUCUCAGGCGGGUAACCCGUCUUCAAAAUCCGUCAAAAUUAACUGAAAUACAUAUAGAUAAUCUCAAAUAGAUUAUUGGACCAAAAUUAAACCGUUCCGUUUUCAUAUUACAGCGGACUGUCCGUUUGACGGAUAAUCCGUCUGUAUGUGUGUGAAAACGGCCAAUGAGACAAAUUGUUACGGUCACAGUUUGGUGUCCGCACACUGGAGGUGUCUGCUCCCGAUUCACUUCCGACAAAUUAAUGCAACUAAGUGGAACUGACCUUUUGUGAAGGUUGCGUUGGAAGAAGCUUUUUAAGGCCUGUAAAGACGUACAGCCAAAGAUUUCGCGGUGUUUGUAAUGUUGUAGUAGUACUGAGCAAUUUGAGCGUUGGACGACUUAUCGGACAACCUGCUUUUUCACAUUUCAGUGUUAGAUGGAAUAAGUUGCCUUCAAAAGACGCUCUUGGAAGUUUCGAGGUUUUGUAAGUAAAGUAACUUGAAUGUAAUUUUCUCCUCUCCAAAACCUUUAAGACGGAAUCCAUAAGGAAAUUGAGUAAUUUUAAUUUUCAGUGGACAAAAACCUUGUACCAGAGUAUUUUAAGCCAUAUCGCAUUCUUUUUUACGCUUUUCAAGGGCUAUAAAUGUAAUAAGUUAUAUGAAAUAACUCCAAAGAAAAGGUUCUUAUGGGAGCCCGAGAAAAUAAAUUUCAAAUUUCACAGGAAUUGAGAAAACACGGUAAAAUCGUCAUGCGUAACAUUUCAUUUUGUGAAAUUUGAAGCUUUUUCUUUUCUGGGGCUCCCAUAAGAACCUUUUGUUUGGAGUUAUUUCAUAUAACUUAUUACAUUUAUAGCCCUCGAAAAGUGUAAAAAAAGAAAUGCAAUAUGAUUGAAAUUAUUCUGGUACAAGGUUUUUAUCCAUUGGUAAUUAAAAUUACUCAGUUUCCUCGUGGAUUCCGUCUUAACUUUAAUUAACUGGGCUGCCUCAAGGUACGCCCAGUUCGUAAAUUUAGUUUCAGAAUUUUUCGGUCUCUUACGAUAAAAAAGUGAACACUUUUAAGAAUUAUCAACCCAGUAACCCAGAGAGUGUUGCCUGAUCCAUAAAGCAUGUUUGUCCAUCUUUGCAGAGUCCGUUUGAAGAUUGAUUUCUUUCUGUAUCAACAAACGCCGUUUUAAAGUUUAUCUCAUAGCGUUAUUGGCGAUGAGGGUAAAAGACGGAAUGAGUUUGCGGAAUGGCAUGUGGCAUGGCUUGCAGAAUGACAUAGUUAUGCAGAAUGUAAUAUAUGCAGAAUGACUCAAAGAAAUAAAUUAAACUGAAAAUUGCGUCUUUUUUGACGCCAAUCAAUGCACAAGCAGCCGCUUUUUUUAAAUUGCGGGGUAAACGGCUGUUUAGCAGGCUAGGCUCGACUACGACGACAAUAAAAUAGCCGCGAAGGACUCCUUGAUCAUCUCUCACGGUCCAUUAGCUGUUUUUGCACAGCCACAAAAAUUCUACUUGCCUUUAUAGUCGGGCUGCAUGGCAGCACCGAUACUACAUCACGAAAGUCGGUCAUUGAAGAAAAAAAUUUUGGAAGGUCACGCUCCCUUCUUCUUUAAAUUUAAUUUUUUCUGCAAAAGAUAUUUGCACGAUUAACUUCACUUUUUUAUUUUUAUUUGCUUCUGAAACCGUAUGAGAAGUGUUUCUUUUUCAGACGGUGGGUCGCGUGAUCGUGACAUGAUAUUCGGCAAUCGAAUGUAUCUUGUUUUCUUGAGGCUGCGUCGUGAAGUUUCAGGCACGUGAAGCUAACAGCUGGCGGAGAAGCGCCAGCUCGAAUCCUGGCAAUUGAGUUUGUGUGCUUUUUCUCUUUCUCUCUUUCUUUCUUUCUUUCUUUCUUUCUUUCUUUCUUUCUUUCUUUCUUUCUUUUUCUCUUGCUCUCUUUCUUUUCUUUUCUUUUUUUCCCACCUACUUUUAGCAUUUUUUCACGAUCAAACGCACACACUCACACAAACAAGGGAGUAGACUUUCAAAAAGGUCUUUCGUCCGAUUUAAUAUGGCGCGGGACGAAAAGCUCGCUAAGGACCUCGUGAGGUCGACUUGUAGCAAGUCUAACAAGGGAGGCGGAAAGGCCGAAAGUAGACAGAUAUAUGGCAGCUUGCUUCACUCGAUUUGUGGAUUACAGAUUAAUGUUUGACUCGGGGCGUUCAUUUAGUCUCGAAUAUGAUCUGAUUCGUUCACCUUAUUCAGGAGCCCAUAACCCUCCUGCCGUAUUAAAAAUCCCUCGAAUUUUAGCUAGCCCGACUUCACGUUCAGCGAGCGUACUUUACCUUCUAGCGUUGCGCUAAAGAUUGACCCUUGAUUUGAGUUUAGCCAAGAUGUACAGGUUAUAUACCCCGGAAAGCCCAGACAGAUUUUCGACACAGUACGUCUGCACGUAUUUACGAGGCUUAUUUGUUUAUUUCAUUUGGGACUACCGAGUAUGCCAUUUCAAAGAGCCUCGUUCCCAGCGUCCUCUCUCUUGCUCCUUUUCGCUUUUAACCUUGUCCGCCGUUACGCUGUUUUUCCAUGUAAUGAGGAGAGUUAAAACUCAAUAGAAGACUGGUUGAACUUGACAUGUUUUCGUACUUUAACUGCGCUUCACUGGAAAAGAUACGUGAGUAAAGAACCGUUUCAGUUUAUUUUAGACUGAUCAAGUAAUGGGUGUAUCAGCUGUGUUUCAAUUUUAGCCUUGCUUUGAUAACAGUAACAAAUGGACCGGCAAAGCGAGUUCUCCUUCAAAUUGGGGCAAAAAAAGCCGCGACAGAGACGCGCGCAUACUUUCCUGUUUAAUCUAUUUCUUUGCGCCAUUUUUCAUAAAUUAAAUUCCGCAUAAUUAUGUCAUUCCGGGUGCCAUGCCACAUGCCAUUCUGCAAACUCAUUCCGCCUUUUACCCUCACCGCCUUAUUGGUUAAUGUGGGUCGGAUCUGUUAUGAUGAAAAACCAUCACCAUAGCUGGUUAGAUAUUCUGUGAAAAUGACUUUCGUCUGGUGGUCACCUUGUUUUCCGUAAGUGUACUUCCUUUUUAUUUUGCGUUUCUCUAUCAGGUAUGAUGAAGAGCUGGCCGGUCAAGAUACAGGAGAAAGGGACUCCAGAUCAAGAACGGGGCAGGUCACAACAUCUCGGCCCGGUAAAGAUAGUAAAACCAAACAGGCCACAUGGAAAUAGUAUUUAUCCGACUGACAUGUCAGUUUGGACAGCACUCAAGGUCAGAACUCGGACGGUGACAAUCUCCUUCCCAUGGCGGAUAAUCCCUGGGAAUGGGACUGGGACGGCGAGUCCUUUCUUCAUUGUUGGCGAGACAAGCUAAUGUUUCUACGUUGCCGGUAGCCUGUGUACUUCCCCCUCCUCCCCGAUCUUUUUUUUUUUUGAGGGGAGGAGGCGGUACCUGUUUAUCGAUGUAUCACAACGAACAUGCUGUUUUUCUGUAGCGUGUUCAAGGGCCUCAACCCACUUUUUUUUUUCUCGUCUCGACUAACUGAGAGCCUUGAACUGGCAAUUUUUUCCGAUGAAAACGCUGCUGAACAAUUUCAGUGACUGCUCAAGCUACCAAGCCUUAAAUGCCAUUGUGAUUAAUUGAUUGACCUGAAAAAACUGUUAAAAACUUGUUUCACUGUGAUCGUAACGGAAAGGGAGGGCACUUUCUCUGUAAAUAAAAAGAUUUUUGUUCAU
This is a messenger RNA of Porites evermanni, 14745 nucleotides long. The record is from the annotation of a GenBank genome assembly. Lineage: Eukaryota; Metazoa; Cnidaria; Anthozoa; Scleractinia; Poritidae.